This is a messenger RNA of Didymosphaeria variabile, 1104 nucleotides long. RefSeq lists its product as uncharacterized. Gene Ontology annotation, molecular function: zinc ion binding; oxidoreductase activity. The coding region runs from base 1 to 1104 and encodes 367 amino acids. The transcript has 3 exons. NCBI's taxonomy places the organism in Eukaryota, Fungi, Ascomycota, Dothideomycetes, Pleosporales, Didymosphaeriaceae. The record is from RefSeq and is a predicted model, not a curated record.
AUGGCGGACAGCAAAGAGCAAGAGCAGGUGUUCGACAUUCCGAAGACGUGCAAGGCGGGUGUCGUUGUCAACGAAGGUCCGGACUUUCGCAUCGAAGUUCGAGAUGUGCCGGUCCCAGAGAUACAACCGCACGAAGUUCUUGUCAAGCUCAACGCGACCGGAAUCUGCCACUCCGACCUACACUUCAUGCUCAAUGACUGGGCCCUACCUAAGAUGUCCGAGCUCGGUACGCAAUGCGCAGGACACGAGGGUGCCGGUGUAAUUGUGAAGGUUGGCUCGAACGUCAAGACUUUGAAGCCUGGCAUGAGAGCUGGUCUUAAGCCCAUCCAAGAUACCUGCGGCGCCUGCGAGCUCUGCCGUACAGAUAACGAAUGCUACUGCGCAAAAGCCGUCCUGACUGGCCUGACAAUAAAUGGCUCAUACCAGCAAUACAUCGUCUCCCCCGAACGCUACACCACCAUCAUCCCCGAUGGAGUGUCCGAUAUUAUCGCCGGUCCGAUUAUGUGCUCCGCAUCUACAAUUUAUACAUCGAUUAAGGAGUCCGGUCUACAACCAGGUGACUGGGCUGUCUUCCCUGGCGCAGGCGGCGGUGUCGGCAUGCAGGGCUUGCAGCUCGCCAAAGCUAUGGGUCUGCGAUCUGUUGCAAUAGACACAGGGGCGGAAAAGAAGAAGCUCUGCGUUGAGAACGGCGCAGAGCACUUCAUCGACUUCAAGGAGGUGUCCAACAUCGCCGAGGAAGUGGUCAAGCUAUGUGAUGGCAUCGGUGCGCAUGCCGUGUACGUGACUGCCGUGCAGUCCUACUCACAGUCCAUCUCAUUUCUAGGCGGCAGAGUCGGAGGAAAGGUUAUGUGCAUUGGACUGCCUCCGGUAGGAGCCCACCACAUCGAUGUGGACCCGAACCAGAUGUGCUUCAGGAGGCAGUCGGUGCAGGGCACGCUGGUCAGCAGUAUGGGCGAUGUCGACAAAACGCUCCAAUUUGCACAGAGAGGAUUACUGAAGCCAAUUUGCACGGUGUACCCGUUGAGCCAGUUCAAUGAGGUGGUACAGAAGCUGAGGAGAGGAGAGAUCGCUGGCAGGGCCGUGAUAGACUUCAACACCGAAUAG